Molecule: messenger RNA, 1743 nt
Organism: Sporothrix brasiliensis 5110
Lineage: Eukaryota; Fungi; Ascomycota; Sordariomycetes; Ophiostomatales; Ophiostomataceae
Exons: 4
Coding region: 1-1743 (580 amino acids)
Biological process (GO): transmembrane transport
Cellular component (GO): membrane
Molecular function (GO): sulfate transmembrane transporter activity
Source: RefSeq, a predicted model, not a curated record
AUGAGCCAAUACAAGCUAGGUUACCUCAAGGGCGAUUUUGUCGCCGCGCUGACCAUUGCCGGCAUCUAUCUACCCAUGGCACUGUCCCUCGCCAGCAACCUCUCCCAUGUACCGGCCAUCAGCGGCCUGUAUGCGUUUGUCUUCAACCCCAUGAUAUACGCACUGCUCGGCAGCUGCCCACAGAUGAUCGUUGGGCCAGAGGCAGCCGGGUCUUUACUUGUAGGCACUGUCAUCCGCGCCAGUGUUGAUUCGGGCAGCGGUAAUGAAGCCGAUGAUGUGCUCCAUGCGCGGAUUUGCGGCGUUAUCACUGGUAUUGCCGGAGCAACAGUUCUUCUGGCAGGAAUUGCGCGCCUUGGCUUCCUCGAUAGCGUUCUCUCCCGACCAUUCUUACGCGGCUUCAUUUCUGCCAUUGGCUUUGUCAUCUUUGUCGAUCAGCUGGUCCCUGAGCUCGGCCUCUCUAAGCUGGCAUCCGAAACUGCCAGUGUCGACCACGGAAGUACUGUUGACAAGCUUCGCUUUAUCUUUAGCAACCUUGACCGAGUACAUAGGCUUACGGCUAUCAUCGCCUUUGUGAGCUUUGCCAUCAUCAUGGUUUUCAGAAUAAGAGAAAUCAAACGCCGCAUGCAACCACGUUACCUGGGUGUUGCGUAUAUCCCCGAUCGCCUCAUUGUGGUCAUUCUCUCUGCGUACCUUGCCUGGCGUCUAGAGUGGGACCAGCAAGGCGUGGAGAUUCUCGGCACCGUCAAAGCCGCUUCGGGCCGCGCUUUUACUUUCCGAUGGCCAUUCCAAGCUUCUCACAUGAGCCAUAUCCGGGACUCGAUGAGCACAUCCUUCCUCAUCGCUCUUCUCGGAUUCUUUGAGUCCUCCGUUGCUGCAAAAAGUCUCGGGGGACAGGAAACCUUCCCUGGCAUCCAGCUCAGCCCCAACCGUGAGCUUGUUGCUCUGGGCGUUGCCAACUUUGUCGGCGGCUUGAUCUCUCUCGUGUCUAUCCUGUUCCUCCUCCCAUACUUCUAUUAUCUUCCAAAACCAGUACUUUGCUCCAUGAUCAGUGUGGUCGCCUGGUCUUUGAUUGAAGAGGCUCCCUCGGACAUCUCGUUUUUCCUUCGUAUUCAUGCGUGGCCCGAAAUAGGACUCAUGUUUAUUAUUGUGCUUGCCACGAUCUUCUACUCACUCAACCUGGGUAUUGCCAUUGGUAUCGGUCUGUCCCUCUUGCAGGUGAUCCGUCACGCAACUCGCCCACGCAUCCAAAUCCUUGGGCGCAUCCCGGGAACUCAGCGCUUUGAAAACGCCGAAGAUCACCCGGAGCGACUGGAGUUUAUUGAGGGGUGUCUCAUUGUUAAAAUCCCUGAGCCCCUCACGUUUGCCAAUACCGGGGAGCUGAAAACACGUUUACGGAGGCUGGAACUCUACGGCACGAGCAGGGCACAUCCAGCUCUUCCUCGGCUUCGGAGAGAAGAACACAACCGCAAUGUGAUUUUUGACAUCCACGGUGUUACGAGCAUGGACGGCUCUGGCACGCAGGUCCUAGAAGAAAUAGUCCGUGCCUACCGCGACCGGGGCGUGCGGGUGUUUUUCAGCCGGGGACCUGAUAAAGCACACGACGUCUGGCAGCAAAUGGAGCUUUCUGGCAUUGUAGAUCUUAUUGGCGGAGAGACACACUACGUGGACGAUGUGGAAGAGGCCCUGAAGAUGACCGAGGUGGAAGAGGGAAGCGAGCUUGGAAUACGACCUCCCUCGGCGUAG